AUGGCUUUCCACCAAAGAUCGACCAGUUUGCCAUCUAGGCCUCACGUCAGUGAGACCGAAGUCGAGCUAGAGCUUGAGAGCCUAGAAGCAAGCAUCUCUUCCUCAAAUUCCAUCAGCAUAAUGUGUGAUGGUCUCAGGAGACUUGCAAACAUCUACGAUGGUCUUGAAGAGAUUAUUGGCCUACCAAGCAACCAAGUUUGCUCCUCCCAGGAGAGGAACAUAUUGGAUGAAGAAAUGGAAGGUUCUCUCGAGCUGCUAGAUCUCUGCAGCACCAUGCAAGAGAUCUUCGUCGAGAUGAAGGCCAUCGUCCAAGAGCUGCAAGUGGCUCUAAGGAAAGGGGAUGAUGCAGCUACUCAAGCCAAGCUCCAAUCUUACACCCGCUUGGUGAAGAAGGCCAAGAAUCUUUUCAAGAAGAACACAAAGAAGACUCCUGCAGAAUACAAGAUGGUCAUGCUGUUGACCAAGGCCAGAGAGAUCUCUGCCUCUCUGCUCGAGUCCACACUCCGUCUUUUGUUGAAGCAAAUCGAAAUGCCUAAACAGUCUCUUGUUUCCAAGGCAUUUCACAAAAAGAAGGCAGUUGUUUGCAAUGAGGAGCAAUUGCAGGAGUUAGAGUGCAGUAUCGGAGAUCUUGAGAGUGGAGCAGAACAUUUGUUCAGGAAAUUAGUCCAGAACAGAGUUUCCCUACUCAACAUCCUUAGCUCAUAGAUUCCCAAGUCACUCUUGACGCCCUCCGAUUGGCAUCCGCCUUUUAAGGAAUAGCUGAUCUU
This is a messenger RNA of Triticum dicoccoides, 767 nucleotides long. RefSeq lists its product as uncharacterized. Bases 1 to 705 code for a protein of 234 amino acids. Gene Ontology annotation, biological process: shoot system development; root development. The transcript has a single exon. NCBI's taxonomy places the organism in Eukaryota, Viridiplantae, Streptophyta, Magnoliopsida, Poales, Poaceae. The record is from RefSeq and is a predicted model, not a curated record.